Molecule: messenger RNA, 1043 nt
Organism: Poecilia reticulata (guppy)
Lineage: Eukaryota; Metazoa; Chordata; Actinopteri; Cyprinodontiformes; Poeciliidae
Source: RefSeq, a predicted model, not a curated record
CUUUUCUUCCAGGGAAGGCAGGAGACCGCAGAGCUGAAGCUGCAGGGGAGGGAGACGGAGACGGGAAGCGACUCGAAGCACGUCGACGUCUCGCCAGAGAAAACCGGGCCGGCUCUCUUUAGCGGAGACGUGCAGGACGAUGAGGCAGCGAAGAGGGACAGGGGGACGUGUGCUAACGGACGCAGACGGUCCAGGAACUCCCUGGAAAGCCUCUACAGCCUGAAGAGUGGACAGAGCUCCUCCAGUGGCGUCACCAGUGGGUCAAACUGCUCCAGUAACAGAGAGAGUCUGAGGCUGGAGGACGAUCCAAUGUUCGCACGGCAGUUCUGCUGCCGAGCGAGAGUUCAUACGGAGUUUGUUCCAAGUCCGUACGACAUGGAGUCGCUCACGCUCAAGGUGGGAGAUGUGAUCGACGUCAUCGCCAAGCCCCCCAUGGGGACAUGGACCGGCUCGCUGAACGGCCGAACGGGAAACUUCAAGUUCAUCUACGUGGACGUGCUCACACACACCUCUAGCACGGCCCUGCACGAAGCGAGCCAGAAGUCAACGGUGCAGGAGGCGUUGAGGCGCCUCGGGUUGGAGGAACACGCCUCGUCCCUGCAGCGCGGCGGUUACCAAACAGUGGAUGACCUGAGGAAGCUGAGGGAGAGCGACCUGAUGGAGCUGAACGUGACUCAGCCGGAGCACAGGGAACGUCUGCUGGCCGCUGUCAGCUCCCUGCAGCUACUGCACACCGACAGCCUGGCGGAGGACGAAUCCAGUCCGGAACCGGAGCGGUCCAGUGAAGACGCGAAGGGAGACGUGAAGAGCCGUCCCAGAGACUCGGGCUGCGUCAUGACGGAGGACACGCAGCCUCAUUUUCUCUCUGGAUACGCUGCACAGCCGGACGUCAAAGUGCCGUGAGGUUGGAAUCGCUGCAUUUUGCUAAUGAUCAAGUUCUCACACACGAACUGCCGUUUUUGUUUUUCCUUUUCAGACGAGCUUGUUCUGUAACGUGAUGCGUUUUCUGAAAUAAAGAUUUGAUGAACACGUUUUCUCACUGA